AUGAAGUCUUUUGCCAUCCUCUUCGCCUUUGUCGCGUCCGCGGCGGCCAUCGCUAUCGCACCCCGUUCAGCGGCGCUCAGACCGAGCAACGACUCUAUCACGAUUCUUCAGCCCACAUAUCUCCAGAACAUCGGUGCCCCGGGCGAUACAUUCAGUGUCCUUUUGAGCCAGGAAGACCUUGUCAAUGGAUUUGAGAGCACAGAGCUUUCCGUCGUCCUCGGCAUCAACCCCUGCGGUGACGACGACGUCUGUGGCGACAAUCCGGCGGGGUUCUUCGGCGACGUGCUAUAUAAUGGCAACCUCGAUGGCAGCGAUAUGCUGAUCUACGCCAAAGUCCCCGAAGGCUUCCUCGACGGCCGCGCUUCGCUGAACCUCUUCCACGCUGCGCUUCAGCAGCCGCCGAACGACCCGUUGCAGGUGUUCACAGAGGUCAAGCAGAUCACUGUCAUCGUCUCCCCUGCCACGUGA
Peniophora sp. CBMAI 1063 is the source of this 468-nucleotide messenger RNA. Lineage: Eukaryota; Fungi; Basidiomycota; Agaricomycetes; Russulales; Peniophoraceae. The record is from the annotation of a GenBank genome assembly.